Messenger RNA from Peromyscus eremicus (cactus mouse), 2009 nucleotides. Its product is annotated as ATP-binding cassette sub-family G member 3-like. The record is from RefSeq and is a predicted model, not a curated record. Lineage: Eukaryota; Metazoa; Chordata; Mammalia; Rodentia; Cricetidae. Gene Ontology annotation, molecular function: ATP hydrolysis activity; ABC-type transporter activity; ATP binding. The coding region runs from base 1 to 1956 and encodes 651 amino acids. The transcript is spliced from 15 exons. Gene Ontology annotation, cellular component: plasma membrane.
AUGUCUUCCAAUAAUGACCCUGUUACAAUCCCAAUGAUAGAAAGAAAUCCCAGUGACCUUCCUGGAAUGGACACCAGUGACCCGAACACAUUGACUGGAGAGGCUGUGUUGAGUUUUCAUAACAUCAGCUAUAGAGAAACUGUGCAGAGUGGCUUUCCAUUUCGUAAAAAAACAUGUGUGAUAGAAAGACUGUCAAAAAUCAAUGGCAUCAUGAGACCUGGCCUCAAUGCCAUCAUGGGACCUGAAGAUGGGAGCAGAUCUUGGUUAUUAGAUGUCUUAGCUGCAAGGAAAGAUCCACGUGGAUUAUCAGGAGAUAUUUUGAUAAAUGGGAAACCUCGACCUGCUAAUUUCAAAUGUACUUCUGGUUAUGUACCACAGAAUGACAUGGUGAAGCACACGGUGACUGUGAGAGACAAUAUAGAGUUCUCAGCAGCUCUUCGACUCCCAAUGACUAUAACAAGAGAUGAAAGAAGAAGGCGAAUUAACGAAGUCCUUGAACUUCUGCAUCUGGAUAAAGUGGCAAAUGUCAAGCCUAGAUCUAAGGAGCUCAGGAAAAGGACCAGUAUAGCAAUGGAGCUGGUCGCCGAGCAUCCCAUUCUGUUCUUGGAUGAUCCCACCACUGGCUUAGACUUGAGCACUACAGUAGAUGUCACCUCGGUCCUGAGAAGGAUGUCCAUGAGGGGACGGACAAUCAUCUUCUCCAUUAAUCAGGCUCAGUACUCCAUCUUCAGAUUUUUUGAUAGCCUCACCUUAGUGGCCUCAGGAAAAGUCAUGUUUCACGGCCCUGCACAAGAGGCAUUGAAGUACUUCACAUCCGCAGGUUACAAAUAUGAUUCCCACAACAACCCUGCAGACUUCUUCCUGGACAUCAUUAAUGGAGGUUUCUCGGCUAUAUUAGACACAGAGGAAGAUGGCCAUGAUGCCGACAAAUAUACAGAGCUUUCUGAGAGACAGCACCAAGUCACAGAAAAAUUAGCCAAUAUGUAUGCCCAGUCCUCCUUAUACAGAGAAAUGAGAACUGAACUGGAUCUACUCUUGGGGGAACAGAGGGCAGGGAGGAGCUCAGCCUUGGAGGAGAUCACGUGUGUCACCCCUUUCUGGCAUCAGCUUGGGUGGAUUAUCUGUCGUUCAUUCAAACAUUUAAAGGAUUUUCGAGAGGUCACUAUGAUUCAGGCAAUUAUCAUAUUCAUACUGGCCGUGCUUAUGGGCAUCGCUUUCCAUUUCCUACAAAAUGAUUGUACUGAAGUCAAGACCAGAGCCAACCUGCUCUUCUUGCUCACAGUAUUCGAGUGUAUCAUAAGUGUGUCUACUGGGGAGCUCUUCAUAAUUGACAGGACUCGCUUUCUACAUGAGCAUACCAGUGGAUACUACAGAGUGUCACCAUAUUUUCUUGGGAAAUUGCUGGCUGAGCUGGUACCCAGGAGGUUAUUGCCAAGUACUAUAUUUACUGUUAUAGUAUUCAGCAUAGCAGGAGUGAAAACAGAUGCGAAGGGUUUCUUCACUAUGUUAUUUACCAUCAUGAUGUUGGCUUAUUCUGCCACUUCCCUAUCACUGUCUACAGGGGCAGGGGAGAAUACAGUAGCUAUACCAACAGCAUCUGUUGGCAUCUACUUUAUGUUCAUGCUGUUUUUCUCAGGUAUGUCACUAUAUUCAGGAAUCUCACUACCUGAACUUUCGUGGAUUCAGUACUUCAACAUUCCUCAUUAUGGAUUUACAGCUUUGCUGCACAAUGAAUUCCUGGGACAAAACUUCUGUACAGAACAUAAUACAGCAGAAGUCAGAAGAUGUCAGAACUAUGUAAUAUGUACUGGUGAAGAAUUCUUGACGAUCCAGGGCAUCGAUCUCUCAUCAUGGGGCUUCUGGAAGAAUCACGUGGCCUUAUCUUGUAUAAUGAUUAUCUUUUUAUCAAUUACCUAUGUGAAGCUAUUAGCUCUUAAGAAAAAGAGACAUUUUUAAGUCACUCUUCCACUUUCUUUGAAUUAAUCUGACAUUUAAAAAAAUCAAAACUC